CCGUUCUGAUUUGGACAGGGCUGUCAAACGCUGAACUCCGCUAGCAUGACAAGUAAAGUUAGUUAUCCAUAGUAUGUGUUUAAUUUACUUUGUACAAGAAGAGUAAGGCAUUGAUACGGUGAUAAUUGCAUGUGGUAAAUCUGAAGCAGUUUCUUUUGGGGUGAAUCAAGUUCCUUUGCGGAUGAAUACUUAAAUUAACGAUGUGAGGGCAGGAUAAACUGAGGUCCACUGACACUGGCAGUGAUGUUACAGUGUAGCCCUCCUAAUUAAAAAUGGCAGCAGUACGUGCAGUGAGGGCUCUCUUCAGCCUCCAUCGAUCAGUGAUGUUGCAGCGCAGCGUUGGGCUUGUUCCAAUGCAGUUGGCAUCAGCCUGCCAUCCCAGGAGGCUUUGCAGUGACCCCACAAGAAGUAAUGAGCCAAAGCUGCCAGUGAACCCAGAGAAUACAUCUCUGCUGGAGAACCUCAAUCUCCUGGGAGUAGACGUGAAGAUGGCACGCCAGCGUCAACCUGGGGUGCUUCGUAAAUCCUUCACUAAUGAGCAAGGUCUUGCUCGAUUUUUGCAAGGCAAAGGUGCCAGCCGCAAAGUUAUUGCCAGCAUCAUAUCCCGUUAUCCCCGCUCUAUCACCCGCUCGAUUGAACACUUGGAACAGCGCUGGGAGCUGUGGAGAAAUAUCUUCAAGACUGAUGCAGAAAUUGUGAGCAUCCUGGAUCGCUCCCCUGAGUCUUUCUUCCGGUCCAGUGAUAAUGGGAACUUGGAGAAGAACAUAGCUUUUCUGACCUCGCUGGGACUGAACACCAAAGACCUCCACCGCCUGCUGACAACAGCGCCGCGGACAUUCUCCAACAGUUUAGAGCUCAACAGGCAGAUGGUGGAAUUUCUGGAGGACAUCUGUGCCGAACUCGGCGGGAAGAAUCCAGAGCAGUUUCCUAAAGCCGUCAUAUCCAGAAACCUUUACAUUCUCAUCCGCAGCACAAAGCGAGUGAAGGCAAACAUUGAUAUCCUGAGAAAUUCUCUUAAGUUGAGUGACUCAGACCUGCUUGCUCUCCUUCAAGGCCCUGGGGCAGAAAUUCUGGACCUUUCAAAUAAAUAUCUGGAAAAGAAUUUUAACAGUCUCCAACAGAAGAUGGUUUCACUUGGCUGUCGUAAAGCUGACAUAAAAAAACUAAUCAUCAGCUAUCCAAUGGUUCUGUACAUCGGUCCUGACACGCUGAGCUGUAAACUGGACUGUCUCCUAAAAGGAGGGAUAACAGUGAAGCAGAUACUGGAAAAGCCCAAAGUUUUAGACUACAGCACACAGAACAUUACAGGGCGACUAGAGGAGCUGCAGAGAGUGGGAUAUGACUUUCAGAAGAAUGGCAUCAACAUCUUGGACUCCAGCCGAAAGCGGUUUGAUGCAAAGAUUGAAAGACUUGCUUUCCCACCAGACGACUAAUUGUAACUGUCUGUAUUAUGGUGUUUGGUGCUGCUUAUUUGUUAAUGUAGUAACUAAAAUGUGAUUUCUGACUCCUCUUGUAAUAUUUCAGAUAUCUGGAAGGACCACAACUAACAGUUGUUUCAUUAUUGAUUAAUCUGCUGAGUGCUUUUCUUGAUUCAUCACUGGGUCUCUAAAAUGUCUGAACAGAAAAAAGAAAGCGUCUUCAAAUUGCUUGUUUUUUCCAACCAGUUCAAUUUAGUAUCACAUAAGGCAACAUAAGCAGCAAGUCCUUACAACGGAGCUAGGAAUUUUCUUGGCUUGAACGAUAUUUCAAACAAUCAAUUAUCAACAUGGUUGCUGCUUAAUUUUCCAUGGAUUGACCUAUCGUUUCUCCCUUAAUAUCCAGUAAUUUAUUAACAAGAGUGUUAUUUUUGUAAUACUGCCUUUUCCCUUCCCCUUAAUAUGCACGUGUAAUGCUCUUGAGAAAUUAUUUUGUUUUUCCUGGUCAAAGAGCUAUAAAUUACAUGUUGGGAGAGCUGCUCUUCUAAUUCAUGGUAACAUGCAAUGUUGAAAUAAAAGUGAGAUCCAAAGAAAAAGGCA
Micropterus salmoides (largemouth bass) is the source of this 2015-nucleotide messenger RNA. RefSeq names its product transcription termination factor 1, mitochondrial. Gene Ontology annotation, molecular function: double-stranded DNA binding. The record is from RefSeq and is a predicted model, not a curated record. Lineage: Eukaryota; Metazoa; Chordata; Actinopteri; Centrarchiformes; Centrarchidae. The transcript is spliced from 2 exons. Gene Ontology annotation, biological process: termination of mitochondrial transcription; regulation of DNA-templated transcription. Gene Ontology annotation, cellular component: mitochondrial matrix. Bases 273 to 1433 code for a protein of 386 amino acids.